GCAGUUAUAUUGUCACAGGCAAGUAUUGGUUAUACUGGUACAUAAAGCAUUGUAUGAUGGGAGGACUGCAUGGUUGUAUGUACAAUAUAUGCAUGAUUGUUUGUAAAUAUUACAGUAUGAUUGUCAUGAUUUUUUUUUUUCAUAUUGGCACAUACUUUGUCUGUGGCACAUACUGUCAUGGAUUUUUAUAGUCAAUAAAAAUAUAUAAACAAACAGGGAGGCUUAGUGGCUUAGUGGUUUGCACGGUGGCCUUGCAUUACCAGGGUUGAGGGUUACUCUGAGUAAUCCAGUUUCCUUCCACAGUCUAAAGAGACAUGCAUAUUAAGUUACAGUAAUUGAAAUUCCAAAAUUGCCCAUAGUGUGUGUGCGCCCUGGGAUGGAUUGGCACCCCGUCCAGGUGGUGGUCCACUCUGCCUCGUGCAGCGCCCCUGCGACCCUAGACACUGGAUAAAGCGGUAUAGAUGAUGAGGGAGUGAAUAACAAACAAGUUAUGCUUUGUUUUGUUUCUUUUGCCAAAAAGUGCUCUGCUAGCAGAUAAAAGAUGGUGUCACAUUAAGAUGAAUUUUCAGCAAACAACUGUAAAAUAACUAGACAUUAAACAGUACAUUAAAUGUCGUAUAAAAAUAAAAAAAAGCAAAAGUGAAGAGAAAGCAACACUUAAAAAAAUCUUUUAACUUAAAGCAGGAUGCAAGCAGAUGAUCCCUCAUCAAAGAUACACGAACAUUUAAACCAAAUGCGGCUGAAAUCUCAGGUGAUAUUACAUGGAACAUUUAUUUCCCCCACAAAUGAUAAGUUAAAUCUCACUAUAGGAUUUCAGCUUGUAUCUCACAUAAAGGUUUGAAAAUGUUAUACCGUGCGCUAGCAAUUACUUGAACGCACCGAGGCAGAUUAAACAGAAAUAACACUGGUGUGGCCUGAGAGCGACAACACAGGCGAGAGACACUGCGCGUUGCUACAGUAGGCCAUGGUCUCCAUUUUCUAUCCUCGCAGAUCCUGAAAACUGACACUAUAUCAUUAAUACAGACGUCGGGUUGUUUGUGUGUGGUUGACACUGCUAUUAGAGGAUUAUACAUAGCGUUAAACAGGAGAAACAACACCGGGACAGGACACACACACACCACUAUAGCGUUAUUCUGAUGACACAGUCGGCUAAGCUGUAGAGUUCCCUUUAGCCAGUGUUGGGAAUGCAGCCACCUCUAGCACCAGCCACCAUCAGAGAGCUGGUGCGCUCACAUCUCCAUCUUGAUCCUGUUGCUGCAGAUUUGCGCUGCAGUCUUUUUGUGGCUGCCGUGCAGAACUACAAGCGUGACUCUGUCCUAAGACCAUUCCCACCUCCAUAUCUAAGGGGAGAAAUAAAGGAUUUUGAGGAGUUGCAGAAAGAUGUGAGCAGCUUGCCAAGUAUAAGAGACCUGGUCCGACUGGGAUCAGGAGAUGGAGAUCAUCAUCUGGCACUGGUACACUGGGUUCUCUCUUCCAAGAGCUUUGCUGUAAAGACCAUCCAAAAAGAAGAGUGGGCCAGACUCAGCCAACUGACACAAAAUGCAGGGGUCUCCUCCCCUGUGCCUGACUUCCUUUUUGAGUUGGAGUACUGUGAACAGAUGAAUUCAAAGUUUGAGAAGACACGGGCAGGACGAGAUAUUAUCUAUGCAUUCCAUGGUAGUCGACUGGAGAACUUCCAUUCCAUUAUUCACAAUGGUCUACAUUGUCAUCUGAAUAAGACGUCACUGUUUGGGGAAGGUACUUACUUGACCAGUGACCUUAGUAUAGCUUUUCUCUAUAGUCCCCAUGGAAAUGGAUGGUGUGACAGUGUCCUUGGGCCAGUACUAAGCUGUAUUGCCUUGUGUGAGAUUAUUGAUCAUCCAGAUGUGAAGUGUCAGGUAAAGAAAAAAGACUCUGAGAGCCUUGACCGCAAACGUUUGAGGGCAAAGAACAGUGAGGGGGGAGACGUGCCAGAAAAGUACUUUGUGGUCACCAACAAUGAGCUGCUGAGAGUAAAGUACCUGCUGGUUUACUCUCAGAAACGUUACAGAACCAGACAUGCUCAAGGGACAUCGUGGCUGGUCAGACACCAUUUUGCCAUUAUGAUGGGUCUCUACCUUCUACUCCUUAUAUUCAUUGGUGCCUUCAAUUCUACUAGUUUCCAGGCAUUUUGGCAUCGAAUAUUUCGGUGAUCCAACUUUUUAUUACAUUUGCCUCAUUUUCAAAGUGCCUUUUUCUUUAGUUCACUGAAGAAUUUAGUUGAAGACUUACAGUUACCAUAAUGCUCAGGAAACUCUGAAUAUUUUAUCCAUCUAUCAGUGUGUACUAGUUGUACAGCAAGCACAUUUAAUUUGACCACAUUUUCAUAUGCCUUUGUUAAGUCAACACAUGGUCAAACAUUUAUGUUUGAGAACCAGUGUGUGAGAAGAGAGGCCUUGUCUAAACUGUGUGAAUACUAAUUAUUAUUUUUUAAACACUGUGGCAUGUAGCUUGUCGUAACAUAUUUUUUUAUACUAAGUGAAUAAUUACUGUACAUGAGCUGUACAACCAAAUUAUGAGGGACAUAUGCUGUCCUGUCUUUAAAGAAAUGUGCUUGGCCGAGGUCAAUAGCUGCUUACUUAAUUAAAGGGAACCAUUAGUUGACCACAAUGAUAAUUUUACUGAUUGUAGGAUAGAGUUUUUGAUUGAAUGUAGCACUUCUUACGUUCCACUAGAACUGUUUGAUUCAUGUCACAAAAUGAUUUGAUUUUGCAUUCUAAACAUGUCUUUUACACUUACUAGCCACUUCAUUAGGUAAAACUGUUUGUAACACAAAUGUCUAAUAGCCAACAGCGUGGCAAUCCAUACCCAUACAAGUAGACAUGGGCAUGAUCUGCUGAAGUCACACCUAUCAUCAGAAUGGGGACGAAAUGUGAUUUAAGUGACUUAUGACUGUGGCAUGGUUGUUGCUGAUCUACUGAGACUUUUACACCAUCUCUAGGGUUUUUAGAGGAUGUUCUGAAAAGAGAAAAUAUAUAGUGAACAGCAGUGGGUAAAAAUGCCUUGUUGAUGCUGGGUCAGAGAAGAGUGGCCAGACUGGUUUGAGCUGAUAGAAAGACAACAGUAACUCAAAUAACAUCUUAUUACAACCGAGAAACGUGGAUGAACGUCUCCGACUGCAUUACACAUUGAACCCUGAAGCAGUAUUGUAUAUCGGGGGAUAUUUUCUGGACACAUGUAGUACCAUUAAAGCAUUGUUUAAAUCCCACAGUCUGUCUGAGCACACAGGAUAACAAACUGAACAAACUGGUUUGCUUGAACAUGCCAUUGGGUUCACUGUACACACCUUGCCUCCACAGUCACCAGAUUUUAAUCCAGUAGAUCACCUUUGAGAUCAUGGAUGUAAAGCCCGACAAAUAUGUAGCAAUUGCAUGAGACUAUUAGGUCAAUAUAGACCAAAAACUCUAAGGAAUGUUUUCAGCAUAUUGUUGAAUUGUUUAUACCACGUAUAUGCAAGGCAGGACCCAGUCCAGUACUAGCAAAGGUGUACCUAUUGAAGUGGCCAGUGAGUGUAUACUGUGUAACUGUUGGGAGUUUUUUCCUUAUAAUAGUCCCUAAGAUUUUUUUUAAGUAAAUAUUAAAUAAUGGAUUCUCAAUAUUAUUGAUUUGGGAAAUGUUUGAAUUAUUUAUUUUACCUUCCAUAAAUAUUACUAACAGCAGAACAGUAAAAUUGUGUAUAUUUGUUUGCAGGGUGAUUUACAAAUUACGAAGAUACAAAUUAAUAAUCCAAUGGGUAUAUACAUACAAGUAAUAUACAUUUAAGUCGUUAUUUUUUACAAAUACACCAAAAAUUACAACAAAUACAAUAUUGUAUAUUUUCAUUGUCGUCCUCACUUGAUUUUAAAAUAUGCAGUAUGUAUCUAUGACUAUUGACCUAUUUUUCUGUGAAUAAACCUCUAAAAUAGUUUACGCCUAAGCUAAUAAACACGUCUUUCUGGA
Clarias gariepinus (North African catfish) is the source of this 3957-nucleotide messenger RNA. It is a transcript of the gene parp16, whose product is annotated as poly (ADP-ribose) polymerase family, member 16. The transcript has 7 exons. Gene Ontology annotation, cellular component: membrane; endoplasmic reticulum tubular network; nuclear envelope. Gene Ontology annotation, biological process: endoplasmic reticulum unfolded protein response. The record is from RefSeq and is a predicted model, not a curated record. Gene Ontology annotation, molecular function: kinase binding; NAD+ poly-ADP-ribosyltransferase activity; protein serine/threonine kinase activator activity. The coding region runs from base 1185 to 2171 and encodes 328 amino acids. Lineage: Eukaryota; Metazoa; Chordata; Actinopteri; Siluriformes; Clariidae.